AGCGUCAGGAGGAGUGCGAGGGGGGUGGGCACCAGCGACGGUCCGUGUGCAAACCGCGUGUGGCGCAGCGCAGAGAGGAGGAACCGAAAAUAAACAGCGCGAGUCGGGGAUCGAAGGAGUGGAAGCUCGCAGCAGUGGAGAUGAGUAGCAACGAGUGUUUCGGGUGCGGCCGCACCGGCCACUGGAUCAAGAACUGUCCCAAUGCGGGACGUGGGCGUGGCAAGGGGCGUGGCAGGGGGAAAGACCUUUUCUGCUACCGCUGUGGAGAGCCGGGCCACGUUGCCAGGGACUGCGAGAGAACUGAGGACGCAUGCUAUAACUGCGGUCGGGGAGGGCACAUCUCGAGGGACUGCAAGGAGCCCAAGAAGGAGCGCGAGCAGUGUUGCUACAACUGCGGCAAGGCAGGUCACAUGGCCCGCGACUGUGACCACGCCAACGAGCAGAAGUGCUACUCCUGCGGGGGCUUCGGCCACAUCCAGAAGGGCUGCGAAAAGGUCAAGUGCUACAGGUGCGGAGAGAUCGGUCACGUCGCCGUACAGUGCAGCAAGGCGAGCGAGGUCAACUGCUACAACUGCGGCAAGUCGGGCCACUUGGCGAAAGAGUGCACCAUCGAGGCCACGGCCUAGAGCGAUUCCCUUUGUCGCCCCUCCUUUUUCUGAUUGAUGGUUGUAUUAUUUUCUCUGAAUCCUCUUCACUGGCCAAAGGUUGGCAGAUAGAGGCUAGUCCCUGGCCAGUGAGCUCUUGACAUGUAAAAGGAGAGGAAAGGGGUGGAAAAAAAAAUCCACUUUCUGCAUUUAAUACAAAAAAAAAAUGUUUAUGUUUAGUUUGGUAGAGGUGUUAUGUAUAAUGCUUUGUUAAAGAAACCCCCUUUCCAUGCCACUGGUGAACAGGGAUGACUGAGUGUGGAUGAGACAAGUCGGGCAGCGCCCUCCCCCCCCCCCGGGCUGGUGGAAGCGAGCCUCGGUGACGCGGGGGGGUAGGGGGGGUGGGUCAAGCAGAACUGUGGAAGUCCGUGGCUUCCAUGUACGAUUUAAUUUUUUUGUUUCGUUGAACAAAAAAAAAUGGAAAAAAAAAAA
Scleropages formosus (Asian bonytongue) is the source of this 1076-nucleotide messenger RNA. It is a transcript of the gene cnbpb, whose product is annotated as CCHC-type zinc finger, nucleic acid binding protein b. The record is from RefSeq and is a predicted model, not a curated record. The transcript is spliced from 5 exons. Lineage: Eukaryota; Metazoa; Chordata; Actinopteri; Osteoglossiformes; Osteoglossidae. Gene Ontology annotation, molecular function: zinc ion binding; nucleic acid binding. The coding region runs from base 141 to 626 and encodes 161 amino acids.